This is a messenger RNA of Dioszegia hungarica, 417 nucleotides long. RefSeq names its product putative DNA binding protein. Bases 1 to 417 code for a protein of 138 amino acids. The transcript is spliced from 7 exons. Gene Ontology annotation, molecular function: protein heterodimerization activity; structural constituent of chromatin; DNA binding. Lineage: Eukaryota; Fungi; Basidiomycota; Tremellomycetes; Tremellales; Bulleribasidiaceae. The record is from RefSeq and is a predicted model, not a curated record. Gene Ontology annotation, cellular component: nucleosome.
AUGGCGCGAACCAAGCAAACCGCACGAAAGUCCACCGGUGGUAAGGCGCCCCGAAAGCAGCUCGCCACUAAGGCCGCCCGCAAGUCCGCGCCCGCCGCCCACGCCGGUGGUGUCAAGAAGCCCCACAGGUACAGGCCCGGUACCGUCGCUCUCCGUGAGAUUAGGCGAUACCAGAAGUCGACCGAGCUCCUGAUCAGGAAGCUCCCCUUCCAGCGUCUCGUCCGUGAGAUCGCCCAGGACUUCAAGACGGACCUCCGAUUCCAGUCCUCCGCUAUCGGAGCUCUCCAGGAGGCUUCCGAGGCCUACCUCGUGUCUCUCUUCGAGGACACCAACUUGGCCGCUAUCCACGCCAAGCGAGUCACCAUCCAGCCCAAGGACCUCCAGCUGGCCCGCCGGCUCCGAGGCGAGCGAUCCUAG